Botrytis cinerea B05.10 is the source of this 886-nucleotide messenger RNA. RefSeq lists its product as hypothetical. The transcript has 2 exons. NCBI's taxonomy places the organism in Eukaryota, Fungi, Ascomycota, Leotiomycetes, Helotiales, Sclerotiniaceae. The record is from RefSeq and is a predicted model, not a curated record. Bases 79 to 342 code for a protein of 87 amino acids.
GAUUCGUGAAUUCAGUUCAUUUUGAUAUCCGUUUCCUGUCAUCUUACCAGCGAUAUCGAAUUCGAAAAAUCAUACAUCAUGCCCGCUCGUUCAAGCAUAUAUAUCGAAUUGUAUACUCCGGCGGCGGAGAAACAGGAAGCUAUCAGGAUGUCGCUACAUACUGGAGGACAUCGACAUGGGAAUGAUACGGGAUCGGUGUAUGGAUCGACUGUGAGCUCGAGUAGUAGUGCUUCUUGUGAUCGAAAUGGAAUGGAGAAUUCGAUGGAGAAAAUAGGGACGAGACAUGCUUCACCUCUAGAUCAGGGGAAGUCGGUGGAAAUCAAGGUUAGCGGGAGUGCGUGAAGCUCGAGCUGAGUUUUUGUUCUUGGAUCUUGGGGGUAUAUGGCGUUGGGGAUUUGGAACCACGGGUAUAAUGACUAGCGCUCGGGAUGUCGAAGCUCAAUCAGAUGCUCAGGGAAAUAGAUAUGGAAUGGAGAGAGGAAUUUGAUAUGUGGUAUGCAUGAGAGAUCCAAAGGAUCUCGAAUCAUCAACCGCGUGAAGAAAGGAUAUGAAACUCCACGAUGAUAUCAAACCAUGAACAUGGAACUUUCCACAAUCUUGCCGGCUUUGAGGUUGAUGUACAGCUGGAAAUCUUCUUCGAGGAGACGACGGACGGGGUGUAAAUACCGACUUCCAUUGUCUGAUAAUACAGAGCAAAGAGCUAGCUCAAACACACUGGGACGUUAGACAAAUCAAGCCAUUCAAUAAGGAUACACCGAGUACAGCCUCUCCCAAUUGACAAAUAUCAAUUUCAAGCUUAUGAAAAGACACCCAUCUUGACUAUCUGACUCCUAGCAGUCGUUCCGGUACCAAAUUAUCGAUGGUGAUCAAUUAACUGGAUAAUGUA